Molecule: messenger RNA, 1938 nt
Organism: Plasmopara halstedii
Lineage: Eukaryota; Oomycota; Peronosporomycetes; Peronosporales; Peronosporaceae
Exons: 3
Coding region: 1-1938 (645 amino acids)
Source: RefSeq, a predicted model, not a curated record
AUGAAUACGUAUACAUAUAAACUACUCAACAUUGCAAAGCUUAAAUUCAGUCCAACUUACGCUCAAAGUCGAGUUCGAUUACAAAAGGACGAGACGAGUAUGGCGUCGAACGAACUGGCGUCAAUUCUUGCUCGACGCCGUGCUAAAGCCGGCGGGGAGAGCGAAGCUCCAAUCCCUUUAGUUGAGCAAAGUACUUCCCCAGCAAUGGCGUCUACCCCAAUGGCGACAAAAAGCUCUAUUGCGGAACGGAUCGCACUUCUAAAACAACAAAAUGAAGCAGCCGAUGUGGCAGCCCCCGCACCUGCGGUGCCGCAAAGUAAUAUUUUAACGCCAGAAUCAACAAAGCUAUCACAAUCGACAGGUAGCAGUGUUCUUGACAUCGGCAAUGAGAAAGCAGCCGCAAAAGCGAUGGAUACGUCGGCGAUAACUGCUUCAAAAGAGGAAACGGGCACCGGUAAAACUUUAAGUAAGAUCCAACAAUUGCAAGGUAGUUUGGGAAUCGGUAUGAACUCAUUUGGACGUCCAAAGGGUCCCUCUAGUGGUAAUCGGAGUGGCCAACGUGAGUCCAUUAUGAGCACCGGUGAGGAGCACUAUGGACACACACAGCACGCGAUGGGUGUAGCCAUGCCUGGCUUGACGGGCUCUGCUAUCCCCAUGCCAGGGCUAGUAAAGAGUAAUUUUCGACUGCCUGGCACGGCAGGUGGAGAUUUACAGAGCACCGAGACUUCGGCGAAUCUGGACAACUCUCACGCGACCAUGAAUCGUGUUGCAGGACCAAAACGUCGUGGUCCCAUGCGACCACCACCAGGAGCUUUUCGACUUCCGACAACGGCUGCGCCGAGCCUCGAUAAUAGUGAGCCAGCCCAGUCACUAGUUAAUGAAUCUGCUGAAGUUACUGCACCAUCUCGUGAUGAAGGUUUUGAGUUAAAGGCUUCUAAAGCACCUGUUCAGGUAUCACCACCACCUGCACCUGAUAGUUUGUAUGCUAAUCCGGCCUCAAAAAUUCAGCACAAUGUUGUAUCAUCAGCAUCCGCGUCAACAAACGCAACUUCUCCAGCGGCCUCUUUACGUAAAUUGCCGGAGCCUGAAGCGAUUCCCCCCAUGAAGCCUUACCAGAUUCAAGACGAUGAUCCAUAUGCGCCAAAAUACGAUGAUUCUUCUGAGCAAAAUCGGUAUGCUCCAACUGGUUUCCCAAGCGCACUGAUGGCAAACUUUUCCAUGGACGAACUUACAAUCGACAAGCCAGUUUCAAGGCCAGCAGCCACGUCGACACCGAAAAAUGAGCCCACAUCCGACAUUUUGUUGUCUCGUCCGACGCCCGAAUCUACUCGGUCAGAGCCAGCUCACACCCCUGCACUUGUGUCAGCAAGCAAUCGAUAUCCUUCACCUUCACCAGCAUCUGAGCCUGUACCUCUGGAAGUUUCGCCGCAUGUUCCGGUGCCUAUGGCCCCUACAGCGUCACCUUCACCCGUUUUCGUGACGUCAACACCUCUUACAACGCCUGCACCUACACCUGCACCCGAAUCUACUCCGAAAGCCAUGGCUGAGGAAAAACCAACAUCAAGUUUGGCAUUAUUUGGUGGUACUGCAGAUGAUGAUAAUUCAAGCGAAAGUGACUGGAGCGACGAGGACAAUGAUGGUGAAAACCAAUCGCUGUUUGGCGCGCAGGAUGAAGCUCCCAAGCUAGCAGCUCCUGCACCAGUUUCGUCUACUUCGUCUCAGCCCAAGCCAGAGUCUCACGAAGCCACUAGCCUCUUUGGCGGUCCAGCCAGUACUGCAGCAAUGAGUGCUUCUCCAGCUCAUGGCUUCGUGCGAGCCACACCAUCUCAACCUGCUAUUCCCCCAGCACCUUACAGCUCACUUUUUGGCAGAGCUGCGAGUAACAGCAGCGAAAGCGACAGUGACAGUGAUGAUGCGAGCAACCUUUUUGGUGCGUGA